GGCUACUUAUGUACGUGGUUUGUCAGUAAGUGCUGCCAUAUCAUAAGCCACUGACCACGAAGAUAGACCGAAGCCUGACGAGUAUACAGACUGUUGAUCGGGCGUCAAGAUGAUGGAGAUGCGGACGUCCAGUGUUACCUUUGUCUCCGUCCUACUGCUGGUAGCCAUGGCAACUGUGACCGAGGCGGCAGAAAAUGACACGUGCUCGUUUCACGAGUACUUUACUUGUGACCCAAACGCUGACUGUAUUGAUAGACAGGGUGUGUUUGAGACCUGUAAAUGUAAGAGCGGAUUUGACGGGGACGGAUUUCAAGGGGAAUAUCACACCGGCUGCUUAAUAAUUGGAUCUAAAAAUAUCUCGUGUUCUGGAAACGACGACUGCCUAGAAUAUGAUGCCGAUUGCAUUGAUAACAUCUGUCAGUGCAGAUCUGGAUAUGCGCAGAAUGACUCGACGGGAGCAUGCAAAGAUAUCGAUGAGUGUAAGCAGAAUCGCUGUGAUGAAAACGCUAAUUGUAACAAUAUUCCUGGUUCCUUUGCCUGUACCUGUAAGGCUUUUUUUGAGGGAGACGGAUUCUACUGCAAGCAAAUAUGUCGGGUGGACUCAAACUGCCACGUCCACGCUAAGUGUAUCCUGAAGCAAUGUGUGUGUGACGACGGCUACAGUGGUGACGGCAUCAACUGUAUAGAUAUAAAUGAAUGUGAGACAGGGGAUGACAACUGUCACAUCAACUCUGAGUGUAUUAACAACGAAGGCUCGUUCGAUUGUAGCUGUAAACCUGGCUACGAAGGCAACGGAUUAACUUGUACAGUGGUGCCACAAACGUGCGAUGCGAUUCUACAGAAAAAUUCAAAGUCCCAGUCCGGUCAAUACCUUAUCGACCCUGACGGCACAGGACCCAUCCCCGCCGUUACGGUUGAGUGUGACAUGCGCUCAGACAACAUUGGUGUCACCAUAGUAAAAGUCAAGGUCGGUGUCAAGUUUGUGUCACCGUGGGCUCCCAACUUUGAUUUGGAAUACCUGGCAACCUUGGACCAAAUAAAGAAGAUAGCGAAUGUUUCUAAAUAUUGUUACCAGGAGGUGGCAGCACAGUGUCGUUGGAAUGCAGUGAUGUUGGGAGGGAAUACCUACUGGGUGGACGGCAAUGGAGAUAAACAACUGACAUGGGGAGGGUCGUCUGUAGAAGGCAUGUGCCCCUGCGGACAGCUAGAUGGAUUCUGUCAAGUACGGGGAUCUAACUGUAACUGUGAUGGCUCUGCCAGCUUGGUGGAAGAUGGCGGGAAAAUAUUACGACGGGACUUACUACCGGUACAGUCAGUCCAUAUGAAAUUAACAGGAAGUCAAAAGUUCCGGACAAAGAUUGGUCCGGUGGUGUGUAGUCCGAAACCUUUCGAUAUUCCAAAGGACUGUGAUGAAGCUAAGUUUAGACUGAACCAGAAGAAGGACGGUGCCCUCGUUAUAGACAUUGACGGUCCAGAUGGUGAUGGGGAGCCUGUAUUAGUACAUUGUGACAUGGAGACUUACCCACAUGUUGGAGUCACUGUCGUACCACUCGUUGCCUCCCUCCCCACCGGUUCAGGACUAAACCCUAUUGAGUAUACAAUUGAAAACAACGUAGUUCAGAAGAUCGUCGACUUCUCACAAUUUUGUGUACAAGAGGCUUCGUACACUUGUAAGAAUUCUGAUUUAAAAGGCUUUUAUUUCACCAAUAUGAAAAGUCAGAUGAGGGAGUUCUUCCCUGGAGGUUUGAGUCAGACGGGGAUGUGUCCUUGUGGUUUAACAGGAUCAUGUUCUGAUCCAGCCGAAUCGUGUAAUUGUAAUGUGAAAGAUGGCGAAACAAGGAUGGAUUUUGGUGUGGAAUUCAACAAAGAAAAUUUACCAAUUACUGCUAUGUUUUUUAAUGACAUAGGAACAUCAGAUAAUCAGAAUGCUUCAUAUACUCUGUCAUCACUGAGGUGCAGUCAGCAAUCUUUCUCAUUUGAGGCGAGUUGCGAGUCGUAUCUGAGGGAUCGAGGGAGGACUUACAGCUAUACCUACAUGUUGGACCCCGACGGUCCGGAGCCAAGAGAUGGAGACCAAAAUAAUGUUUCACCUUUCCCUGUGGAAUGUCAAAUGCACGAAAAUCCUCCACACGCAGUGACAGUUAUCCGCCACGAGUCAGAAGGAUCGAGACAAGUGGCUGGUGUCUUGGCAUACGUGUAUCGCAUGGUUGACACCCUGCAGUUACAGAAGUUGAUUGCAAGAGCUGUUUACUGUACCCAGUCUGUUACCUACACGUGCAAUGUUCUGGGGCCCAUGCACGACGCAUCUGGAGAUUCAAUUAUAUCCUGGAUCGGACUGGACGGUAACAAACAUGAAUACCUUCAUGGUCAGAAUGGAGGCAGUUGUCAGUGUGGCUUGAUUAACACAUGUCAAGGACCGGGUGUGUGUAACUGUGACGGCACCUCCUCAACGUCAGAUUCUGGCAAAUUAUUCAACAAAUUACAUUUGCCGGCGAUGAAUUUCACCUUUGCUGACCCGAAAAGCAGCAAUGACCUUAACCUUGGACCACUUAUGUGUUUCGAUUUACGUCCAACGUGCAGUGACCUUCUUGAGGCCAGGAACAACCGACUGUCAAGCGAGGUAUUUAUACCGACAAAUACGCCAUACACCAUCGACCCUGAUGGUGCCGACGGGGAAGGACCAUUUGUCGUCUUCUGCAAGUUCCCCCAAACCAUCAUAUCUAUAUCUCCAGACGGCACAAAUUCAACAGGAAAUUCACCAGGUGAAGGUGUAAAUAAAUGCUUCACAAUUACUUACAACAACGGCGUGUCUCCUGCACAGAUAGAGGCACUCAUAGAAAGGUCCAAUUACUGUACACAACAUCUCAGUUACGACUGUCGAAACGCACCAAAAACUGACCACGUCUUUUACAAGAGCUGCAGUGGAGAAACGCAACCAGGCUGGGGCGGUUCAAACGGACAGCCGAAAUGCGCGUGUGGAGUGACAGGCACGUGCAGUGAAGGUGCUGAUGCUCUGUGUAACUGUGACAAUGAGGACGGGGACAUCCAUACAGAUGAGGGUUGGAUACACAACAAAACGAGACUUCCUGCCUGUGAAGUUUGCAUAACACUUGAUCCAGUAACUGAUACAUCGACAUCUCGCUCUGCUUCCUACAAGGUGACAGACCUGAUAUGUAACUCCGGUCCUAUUGGUCUGGUUGGGUCGUGUCAGGAUCGUCGUGAUGCAGACAUCGUUGAAUCAGCAACUAUCUUUGUGGACUCGGACGGGCCUGGUGUGGGCAAUCCUCCUUUCCCUGUCUUCUGCCGUCUUGAAGCAUCACCACGUACUGGUACUGCGGAGAUUCGUCCACGCGAACCGGAGUACCCAGUGCCUACUAACGGGACAGUCGUCAUACUCUACUUCGUUUUUGAUAUAUCUUACGUUUAUGAACUGGUAGAAGAAUCCGUGUACUGUGAGCAGGCUAUAUACUUGUUGUGUGGGGAUGCCCAGGUACCGGCGGAUGGAAGGGAUAUGGAUGACUGGGAACAAGGACCUAACGGGACGCUUUCGUGUAAGGCUGGUAAGUGUGAGUGCAAAGGCGACGAGACUUACGGAGGUUUCGUAAUAGUGAAAGGAUCCCUGCCCGCACAGUUUGUCCAGCUCCCAAAGGGCGUACAGGGCACUAUAUAUGUCAAGCCUAUGGAAUGCUACAAUGUUUAUAAGGACUGCCAUGAAAUUAAAGUAAAGGGUGCUAUCCUUCCCGCGAGAAUCAACCCUGAAAGCGAGUAUGCUAUAGACCCUGAUGGUGCAGGUGGAGUGCCGCUAUUUGCUGUUACCUGUGACUUUACGACAGACAAAUCAAUCGGCAUUACCCAGGUGGAUAAUUCCAUUGAUGGCCAGAUUAGUGUGAGUGGACAACGAACAUCGACUGAAUAUACGGUUCCCAUUGAAUACCCAGAUGCAUCGCCGGAACAGAUUCACGUUCUUGCCAAUAUUUCCAACUUCUGCUACCAGGGUAUCCAGUACCAGUGCAGCAAUAUACCGGCUAUGCGUUUAACCAUGUAUGAUGGGGAGCAGAGUCAGAGCGUGGGGACUGGCUUUGGCAGCACGGACGGGUGUCCCUGUACGCUCACAGGGGAGUGUCCCAAAAACCAAGUCUGUCAAUGUGACGCUAAAGGUCCAAUGGUAACAUACGACUAUGGCUGGGUACUCGACAACGACUUGUUGCCAAUUGAGAAAGCGAGGUUCGGUCCCCCACAGUCGGACAAAGAACAAGGUAUCGCCACGAUCAGCGGUGUCAGGUGUGGACCCAAGCCGUUCGACAUACCGAUGGACUGUGAAGAUGCUUAUUCCAAGGGGUUCAAGACAGGCGAUAUUAUGAUCAUGCCCUCAGAAAAUGUCACGCCGUUCUUUGUUUACUGUGAUAUGGACAUUGUACCUGGUCAUGGUGUGACCGUCAUUGGAAAUGACAAAGAUGAUGUACCAAUCGAACUUGACCUCACCAACGACACGACAAUCAACGUCACUUACAACAGUGUUACUAUCCCUCAAGUCGAGGCUUUGACAGAGUUUUCCAAAUAUUGUUUUAUACCAGCCAAAUACGACUGCUUCGGAACCCAAUUUCUGGGACUUAACAAAUUUUACUGGAAUGGAAAAGAUAACAAGGAGUUCCGUUACUUUGGAAACAGUGAUAAUAUACGACAGGAGUGCUCGUGCGGGACAGACAACCACUGCGGAGGCAAUCAAUCAGAACCAAUACUAUUACAAAGGAAAUGUAGCUGUGAUUCGACGGAGGGUGAAUGGAGAAAAGACGGAGGAGUGCUCUCAAUAAAGGACGAUCUUCCUCUCAGGUCUAUGACCUUCCUUAAAAAUGACAUCGCCGGUGCACAGGGAAAAAUUACACUUGGCAAACUGUACUGUUCACAAGUAGAGUACAAUCCAAAUGAAUGUGAAUUGGACAUUCAUGACUGUCACAACCUUGCUAACUGUGAAAAUACAAAUGGUGGUUUUGAAUGCCACUGCCCGGUGGGAUUACAAGGCAUCAAACGAGACCCACUUGUGGCGAACGGUCGAAAUUGUUAUGACGAUGAUGAAUGCGCUACCGGAGUUUGUCAGCCUGACCGUGCAGACUGUACUAACACAUUUGGGUCAUUUACUUGUACAUGCCACGAUGGUUACGUAAUGGCGGCGGGAUCCGAAACAGUCUGCAAUGACAUCAAUGAGUGUGCCAACCCUGAUGCUUGUUCUCCGCAUGCCGAUUGCUUCAACAGACCCGGGAAUUACGUCUGCAGGUGCAAGCGUGGCUUCAGGGGCGACGGUUUUAAUUGCACGUCAAUCGGAAUCUGUUCGUGUUUCGGAGAUCCCCACUGUCUCUCCUUUGACGGAAAGUGGCUCCAUUUCCAAGGCGACUGUCAGUAUACGAUGGCAACCGAUGGCUGUAAAGGACAACCACCUACAUUCGAAGUCAGAUCUAAACAUUGGAAUCAGAACAUUCGCGGACUUAAAGGCGCCACAUGGAUUGAAGAAGUAGAACUCAUCCUCUAUCAUGGAGGACAAAACACGACGGUGACGCUCAAGCAGGGUAGUAAGGUUUGGUACAAUAGGGAAUUGUAUCCUGUCCCAGGUACACCAGAUGAACAUAUUGACUUCCGAAGAUUUGGUAGCUGGAUCCAAGUCUAUACCAGUGUCGGUGUACGUGUGAACUGGGACGGAUACCAGGCAGUUGAAGUACUGGUUCCUCAAAGCUUUCUGGACACCACAUGUGGUCUCUGUGGUAACUACAACUUGAACCCGCAUGAUGACUGGAAAAUUGGAGAGUAUUGCCCAACACCGGGGAGUAUAACAAACAACGCUAAUAUCUUCGGUAACUCGUACGUGGUGCCCGGGUACAAGGAGAAGUUCCCCCACUGUGAAGCUGAUUGCAAUGCUCCAGAACCGCCUAAAGCUUGUACAGCCGCGGAGAAAGCGGAGGCUGCCGCAUACUGCAAUAAACUUUUCCUAAACGAGCAAUUCAAGGAAUGCAUGGAAGGAAUUCCUAAAAGUGCACUGGACGGUUAUAUAUUAUCUUGUGUGGAUGACUUGUGUUUGGUUAAAGACAAUUUUGACGUGAUAGUUUGUAACCAUGCUAAAGGUAUGGUGAAGGAGUGUUCAGACAAUUACGGCGUUGUCGUCACUGAUUGGCGGACAGUCGACUUCUGUGAACCGCAAUGUGGACUGAAUAUGGAAUAUUCAUACUGCGGAUAUCCACCAGUUGAGGGAACUUGUUUCGACGUAGAAAGUACUGCACCACUUCCAGCUUUUAACGAUACCUGUCGAGAAGGUUGUUUCUGCAGGGACAGCUUCGUCAUGGAUUCAUCCGGUAAUGAAUGCGUUCCCAAGGAAGACUGCGGCUGUAUAUACAAAGGACGAUACUACCAGGUUGGAGAACAAUUUGUUACCGCAAACUGUGAAGAGACGUGGGAAUGUCAAGACACACAUAAGUUCUCUAAGUCCAAGCUGAAGUGUCCUGAAUUAUCUGAAUGUAAACUGCAAGGAGGAAUAUACGGGUGUCACUGUAACACCGGCUAUAUCAUGGUGAAUGGAGUAUGCAUAUUUGACCCCUGUGGUUCGGAGCCAUGUAAAGAUAUGCCAGACGCCGAGUGUAAGAUGGUUGGGAAGAGCUAUGUAUGUCAAUGUAAGAUGGGUUUCCAGGGAGACUGCAAGAACUGUGAAGACAUUGAUGAAUGCAAGACGAGGACGGACAACUGUACCAGGUACGCUGAGUGCAAGAACAUACCUGGCUCAUUUACCUGUACAUGUCGUAACGGGUACAAGAAGAUUGGAGACAAAUGUCACGAUAUCAAUGAAUGUAAUGAUGAAAAUGUACACAAGUGCCCAGCAGGAACAAAAUGCUAUAACACUAUUGGUGGAUUCUUAUGCGAACCAUGCAGCGAUAACUCGCCGGGAAAGAAAUGCUGCUACUGUAAAGGGUCACGAUGUAAGGAGAAUGGCGAAGUAUGCGGAACAGAUGGUAUUACCUAUCCCUCGGAGAAAGCUAUCAUCGUUGCCAGAUGUGAACAGAACCUCAAGUGGCACGAACUCCUGGUCAACUACUUCGGGCAUUGCAAGACUUCUUGUAACAACACAGAGUGUCCACCAAGGCAAACCUGCGUAGAGGAAUCACCGCAGAAACCCGUAUGUGUAUGUGACCCCUGUGAUAAAACUAAACCAGAAAAUACAGAGAAACCCGUGUGUACAGACACGUUACGACUGUAUCCUAGUAUGUGUGCUUUUAUCGAGUCUAUGUGCAACGGUGACACCGAUUCUGAACCCAGCUUUGAUACCUCGCCUUGUGAGGAGGGGCGUGGUUCUAUACCGCUGUCGGAGUGGAGCCCCUGGAGCCCAUGCUCUGUCACGUGUGGUGUUGGAGAGAAGAGCCGCACGAGAGAAAGAUUGGACGGCCAAUUUUACAGUUCCUUCAACUUUGACCUGGAAGUAACCGCUAAAUGUUACAAUGACCCGUGCACAGACUCCCCCUGCUUUACUGAAGCGUGUAACAGUACAGAAGUAUGCCUCAUCGAUGCGUUUGGCGCCGCCACCUGUGAAUGUCCAGACUGUAUGUAUGAAGGUUACGAACCAGUGUGUGCCAGUCUUGGCGGGAAACAUCACAGCUUCCGUAACCCAUGUGAUGCUCAAAAGGAGGCUUGUGAAAGUGGAGAACCAAUCACCAUUCUCAACGAAGGGCGUUGUGGAAGUACUCCGUUGAAUUGUACUCUGAUGCCAGAUUUUAAGGUUUUGAGACAUCCUGGCUGUACCAAUCUUAGAAUAAAUAAGUCCAAGUGUUCCGGUGGUUGUGGGCCCUUCUCUAACUUCUGCUGUAAUAAGAUCAACACCAAGAAGACGACAUUCGUACUUGAUUGCGGAGAGAACGAUCCACAUCCAGUAACGGAGGAGGUCACGGAAUCUUGCGAAUGUGAUCGAUUGAAUCUAGAAGAAGAGUAAAUCCAAAUCUACCGCGAUACGGUUGUUACUGUUUGUAAAAUACAUCUCAAAUUUCAAUUAUCUUGUCGUUUCUUUGUUCACUGUUUCGCGACAUCAUCUACCAUAUUCUUGAUUAAAGAAUUCCACAAAUUAUUUACAAACAUC
Mizuhopecten yessoensis (Yesso scallop) is the source of this 8104-nucleotide messenger RNA. RefSeq lists its product as uncharacterized. Gene Ontology annotation, molecular function: calcium ion binding; protein binding. Bases 110 to 7960 code for a protein of 2616 amino acids. NCBI's taxonomy places the organism in Eukaryota, Metazoa, Mollusca, Bivalvia, Pectinida, Pectinidae. The transcript is spliced from 54 exons. The record is from RefSeq and is a predicted model, not a curated record.